Messenger RNA from Ruditapes philippinarum (Manila clam), 3796 nucleotides. RefSeq lists its product as uncharacterized. The transcript is spliced from 4 exons. Gene Ontology annotation, molecular function: tumor necrosis factor receptor binding. The coding region runs from base 319 to 1077 and encodes 252 amino acids. Gene Ontology annotation, biological process: immune response. The record is from RefSeq and is a predicted model, not a curated record. NCBI's taxonomy places the organism in Eukaryota, Metazoa, Mollusca, Bivalvia, Venerida, Veneridae. Gene Ontology annotation, cellular component: membrane.
CAUUGGUCUAUAAAUAAUUCGAGUGAAUGUUUAAGGUUCACAUUGACGAAACCCCUAAUAAACCAACAUUUGAAAGACAUGUUUGUAUCCAAUAUCACAUCAACCUGGUUGUUUUAGUAUUGAUAUGCAUAUAAGUACAUGUAUUGUAUUUUAGGCAUGUGUUGUAGCUGAAACACCUUAUAUUAUAUGACGAAACAUUAUCCUAUUACGUCAAUAACACAAGUGCGAAGAUGAAUAACAAAACUUUUGUUCGCACGUUGUAAGGGAAGCAAUCCAGCUUUAGAUUAAGUGGUGCCACGCCUUGGAGUAGAAUUAAGAAUGAAUAUGAAGGUCAUUCUAGUGAGCGGACUGACAUUUGUAGUGUUGGUGUGUGCUGUUUUGACUCUGUUAUGGAAAGUAUCUAGACCAACAAUAACACCAAGAACAAACAAUAUGUGUUUAACGGAUAAGCUCGGAACACUUCAGUGUGGACCUUUAGAAAUAAAGAUUACGGAGUAUGUUGAAAGGGUUGUCCAGGAAAAACAAGAUGAAUUAGAAAAACACAGCCGCCUUGCAGAAAAUGAAGUUCGAAAUCAAAUGAUAUUUAUCAAACUUAUUGGAACAGAACUGCCAAAUAAAAACUAUGAUAAAAAAGAGGACGGGAUGACACUUAUAAGGGAAUGGCAACCUGACAAAGAUAUGCUUGAACAUGGAGAAUUUAGGUCUAACCACAUGUCGUACACAAAUGGACAUAUCACAGUUCCUUUGAAUGGUCGUUAUUUUGUGCAUUCAUUUAUUGAAUUUGUGGUACCACCUGACUUUUCAAACGGAGUGUUUAGUGCUACGGAUUUCAGAGUACAAAUCAAACACAGUAUAUUUCGUUCAUGCAAGCUAGAAAAAGAGGACACGGAGGUUAUGUCUAACAUUGAAACAUAUCUGGUAAUAGACAAUGAAAGCUUGUACGUGGGUGGAAGUCAAGUAUCUUCAUUAGUCAAAAUGGAGGCAGGAGACAAGCUUUCUAUAAGAUUAAGCAACAUGACAUUUUUCCACAACUCAAAAAAUAAUGAAUUUACUGUUAGAUUAGUUGAGUAUAUUUAGGAUAAGUCGAGUAUAUUUAGGGUAAUAAUAUAUUAAAUAAUGAAUUUCUGGUCAAGUUACUUUAUAGAAAAUAAUUUUCAUUACCUCCUUUUAUUUACAUGAAAUGUUAAAUUCGGUAAUAUCUUUAUAAAUAAUGCCUUUUGAAACUUACAAAAUUGAUAAAUCUUAAUUUGAGCAUCAUAUUUAUAAUAUAAAACCAUAAAAAUUUUGAGUUACAGGAUCUUUAAAAUUUAUCUGAAAAUACUAUAUUAGAUAUUAGAUAUUUUCAUCCCUACUGUGCUUUAAUAAUUUCAUAAAGGUUUUUUUAUUUAUUUGUUGUUGUUGUUGUUGUUUUUGGGAUUUUUGUUUUUGUUGUUGUUGUUGUUGUUUUGGUUUUGUUUGUUUUAUUUUUUUUAUUUUGUCGUUGUUGUUUGUUUUUUUUUCGUUAUGAAACCAAUAAUAAUUGUAAACAGUUUUUAUCGAUUGUCACAAAAGUGCUGUUUUCAAAUUAUCACCUUCCAACAUUAUGUUUAAUGUAUGAUUCUUUUAACUUUUCACUGAGUCAAAUUAUUAGAAAUAAACUGUAUAAAUAAGGGAGAACAAUCUGCAGCACAUAUGCACUACGGUAAUAUGUACUGUGGAGUUAUCCCUCUUCGUAACUGGUAAUUCUAUAAAGAAUGCCUAUAUACUGCUUUGUAUGGUAUUUUAACCUUUGCCUCAUGUGAAUGUAUUGAUGAUAGAUGAGAUUAAUAGAUGAGGUUAUGAUUAAGAAUAAAAUCUAAAAAUGUUAAAAGGUGUGAAAUAAAUGAAUACAUCACAUACUGUAAAUCACAUUCAAGUUUUAUAUACGCUAGCAUUUGUCAAAAUAAAAGAUAAAGUAUUACAUGUAUUUAAUGCUUUGAUAGUUUCCAUUUUACUUUACGCUCUUAAAUACCUUAUAUAUAGUUCAGUCACAGUUAUUAAGUAUUUUGUAUAAAAGUCAACUUACUAUUUUGUUACGUCUAUGGCAAAUGAUUUCACAUCAGAGUAAUACAUAUCUAACGUGCUCCAAAUCAAUUAUAACAAUAUAAUAAAACAUGCUUGCUCUUUCUUAAGGAUGAAGAAUAUAUUCAUUUCUGGGGCUUAAUGUGCUUUUUAUGUGAUGAUGUAUUUUAAUGUAAGACAUAUGAAUAUUCUUUUCUAUUCUUUGUCUUAUUCUUUCUUUAUUAAACAGUGUAAAAUAAUAAUUGUAUGAAAGAUAAACAUCUACACCAAUCAUUUUAUCUUAUCCUUACACAUAUCAAAUUAACAAAUUCUGACAUUAAAGAAAAUGCAAACGUAGUUAUUUGAGUUUGUUAAUGAUCAUGAAAUGUGUAUUAUCUAUGUUCCGUUUUACUGGCUAAAACAACAUAGAUCCUUACGUGUAAAAAUAUUGUUGUAAACGUAUUUUUGAAUAUUUUAAUAGGCUCAAUAGGGAGAACAUCAGAUUUACAAACCAGUGGCCUGUUGGAUCGAUUCUCGGGCGAGGCGAAAUUUCUCAAUGGCAAUAUAUCUCAUUGUUUUAAUGAUCAUUUGUUUCUCACUGCAGAUUUAUAAUCUGUCUCUUGUGGCGAAAUUGAUAAUUUCUGGUUAGACAUUCAGGAAACCCUGCUACGCUAGGUGAACCGUCCGCCAAGCUAUGACCAAAAAUGUCAUAAAUUCGGCGUACACAUCUGACAAACAAACAAUCUGUAUAACAGAAAAUAUCUAUUGACACGUGCUGCAUUGCCAAUAUGUCAUAAUUCAAAUAUAUUUGAAAUAUAUUUUAAAAAACCUUUAAACUAUCAAAAGACAAUUAUCAAAACAGUGUUUAUAUAUUAUAAGUUUAUUAACUAUAGUAAUAACAAAUGAAACCAAAAAACAAUCAAUUUUAUAUAAAUAUCAAAAUACUUUCAAAUGAAUAUUUUCAGUCUAUUACCUGUAUAUAAACUUUCAAAACGACAUAAAGGAGGACUAUGCUUCCAGAACUUUAUUACUGUAAACUUUUAUCCACAAUAACUUGUAAUGACAAGAGCCAUUUGAGCAAAAUAUUUUAAAAUAUUUACAAAGUAAAUAACAGGAACAGAUAUACAAUGUGUACGAUAUUGAAAAAUGAAAGAAGUCUAGCUUGUCAUACAAUUGUCAUAAAUCCUUCUUUUCAUACAACUUAUUAUUAAUUUAUACUAAUAUAAGACAAUAAAUAACACGGUGAGAUCAUAUUUGGACUAAAGAUUGGUCAGACGAACACAUAAAAAAGAAAUUCAAAACAUAAUGGUAAAAAAAAAUUGAAACAAAUGUAUUGCAGGUUCCCAUCAGGUAUACUAGUAUAUCACAGAUUCACAUAAAUUUAGCAGCUUCGCUCUUUCCUUUCCUGGCAUUAUCUCUCAAUAACACCUACACCUGCCUUGACCUAAGAUUAAUCACCACUGUCUUUACCUAAACGUUGUUUAAAGUAGCGGCACUUCUGUUUAAAAUGUAACAAUUUCAAUUAACCAUAUAAAUUACAAUGAUAUUAUUUCACUUGUUAGCUAUUACAUGAAUUAAAAAAAGGUGGUAUAUAUUUGUGUAUUUUUAAAAAUCACCCCUUAUACUCGUUAUGUAAAUUUGUACUGCAAAAACACAUUAUGUCUUCAUGCCAAAUUCUAUUCCAAUUGUAUCUAUCGUUUUACCUAUGACAAAUGUGAUAGAUAUGAAAUGGUUAUACAAUAGGAGUAGCUGUAUUUGCACCUUAUAUUUGACUCGA